CAUUACAGAUUCCGCUGUUCGUGACCGAGGACCGAGUCUGUCUCUGCCUCUCUCUCUGUGUGUGGAUAUUAUAUUCCCUUGCAUAUUAUCAAAAGCAACAUUCAAUAAUCGACCAAUAAACAAAUAAACAAUAUAAAAACAAACAAAUAAGUGCUAUCAACAACUAAAAUACCUAUUGUUUCAUAUUUAUUUAAAAUAAAAUAUGAAAACUUACAGUAGAAGAAAGGGUGAUAGCCCAAGUAACGUAAUUAUACACGUCAAUGAAUUGUGCCGACUAUGUUUAACCAAAGAGGAUGAAAUGGUGCCGAUUUACGAUGACGACGCGGUGCCUUUACCACUACGUAUUAUGGCCUGUGUUAAUCUUGAGGUUUUUGAAGAGGAUGGUUUGCCUAAUAUGAUUUGUCAAGCUUGCAAAUAUCAGUUGGAAAAAUCAUAUCAAUUUAGAAAAAAAUGUGAAGCAUCUGAUACAAAAUUGCGUAGACAUAUGAAGGAAAUUCAUCGUUUGAGUGGUCAAACUGAUGGUACUGAUGAUAAUCAAGAAAACAUCAAUGAAGAAGACAUAAAAGAAUCUUCAUUGAGAAGUGGAAAAUCAAGAAAAAUUAAACAAUUAUUGACUGAUUUAGCAUCACCAAAACCUGAUGAUAAUCAAGAUGAUGGUGAUCCAAUCAAUGUCACAGAAGAAGAAUUGGUUGGAGGAUAUAUUUUAGGUAUGGGUGCUGAAAUGGAAAAUGAUGAUAAUGCACCAGAGGAUCCAUCAAAUAUAACAUUAAAUAUAUCAGAAGAAACACAAGCUAAAGCACGUUGUACAAUACGUGGAACUCGUAUUAAAGAAGAAGUACGAGAACAAGAAUCUGAUGAUGAAGGUGAAGAUAUACAAGGUAUGAUGCCAGAUAAUAGAACAAAAGUAUUUAUUAUGGAAGCAUCUGAACAAUCAUCAUCACGUAGUGAAAUGAAAUUACAACCAAUUGAUGAAUCAAUGGCUGAAGCAAAUGAAGAAAUUAAAGUAUUUAAAUGUGACAAGUGUCCAAAAGCAUUUACACGUAGAAUAAUGCUUAAAAGUCAUGAAUCUGUACAUUCAACACAACGUGGUUUUACAUGUCCAGCAUGUGAAAAAUGGUUUCCAACAAAAUCAGCACUUAUACGUCAUGAACGUACACAUACUGGUGAAAAACCAUUUGCUUGUAAUAUAUGUCGUCGUGCAUUUGCACAAAAAGAAAUUUUAUUACGUCAUUUAAUGACACAUUCUGGUGAUAAACCAUUUAGAUGUCAAGAUUGUGAUAAAAGUUUUACACAACGUGAAGCAUUACGUGUACAUAUGAGACGUCAUCAAAAACUUGAUCCAAAUGAUAUACAAUUACAUCAUUGUCAACUUUGUCCAAAAGCAUUUUGUCAUGCAUCUGGUCUCAGCAGACAUUUGGUAACUCAUACUGGAAGAACAUAUAAAUGUGUUGAAUGCGAAAAAACAUUUACUGACAAGAGCUCAUUACUUCGACACAGCCGAAUUCAUGCACCUAAAAAGACAUUGUAAAAAUAUUAUAUCAAAACAUUAUUUUUCUCUUUUUUUUUUUUUUUUUCUUCUCGACAAAUAGUUUAUUUGUUACUAACACAAUAUUAUUAUUAUUAUUAUUUUGAUUUGUAACUAAUUCUCUGGAUAAUUUG
Molecule: messenger RNA, 1659 nt
Organism: Aphidius gifuensis
Lineage: Eukaryota; Metazoa; Arthropoda; Insecta; Hymenoptera; Braconidae
Product: zinc finger protein 358-like
Exons: 3
Coding region: 203-1528 (441 amino acids)
Biological process (GO): regulation of DNA-templated transcription
Cellular component (GO): nucleus
Molecular function (GO): DNA-binding transcription factor activity, RNA polymerase II-specific; RNA polymerase II cis-regulatory region sequence-specific DNA binding; zinc ion binding
Source: RefSeq, a predicted model, not a curated record